Molecule: messenger RNA, 4991 nt
Organism: Ictalurus punctatus (channel catfish)
Lineage: Eukaryota; Metazoa; Chordata; Actinopteri; Siluriformes; Ictaluridae
Product: SRY-box transcription factor 13
Exons: 15
Coding region: 1204-3102 (632 amino acids)
Biological process (GO): cell fate commitment; regulation of transcription by RNA polymerase II
Cellular component (GO): nucleus
Molecular function (GO): RNA polymerase II cis-regulatory region sequence-specific DNA binding; DNA-binding transcription factor activity, RNA polymerase II-specific
Source: RefSeq, a predicted model, not a curated record
GGGACACUGCUCAGAGUUCACGUUGUUGUUGUUGUUGUUGUUGUUGUUGUUGUUGGAGUGCAUUUGUGAGUGUACAAGAGGAGUUUGGGAACCUCCGACUCUUGGUAUGCAACAGCUGACUGGGCUUACGCUUGGUAUUGCAUGCUCAGGGGCUCGAAGUUUCUGAACGAGGAGUGAACAACUGUGACUGUUGGGGUCUGACCAACAUGGUUUAGUGUUGUUGUGUGCUCUAAGGCACCUCGUUCAAAUCACUGGGUUAGUUUCAGGUGUGUUAGAGCAGAGAAGUAGUACAGUUUAUGGUUCGGUUUUCAGUCGCUGAACGUUCCAGAGCUGGAGGACGUGCUCUGAUACUUGUGUUUAGUUGCAUCUUUCAGUUUGUAUACGUAUAUGUACAUGUAUCAGCAUUGAAUUAUAUUCUGCCUAGUUUGCUUUGGAGUUAUUUAUUUAUUUGUUUGUUUAUUUAUUUAAAAAUCUGCAAAAUGAAUGAAUCUGAACGCGAUCUGAAAGACGAGAUAAAAAUAAUCAUCUUUUAAUUACGAUUGCGUUUCUACGCGGGUGUUUAUUCCGACAGUGCCAAACUGUUACUCAACAAUAUGUGCCACAAGCAACAUGUCAGGAUUAUAUUGUGCAUGCCAUAUUAGAGAGAUUUAAAAAAAAAAAAAAAAAAAAAAUGAAAAGGAAGAGUACUGUCUUGCUUGCAGACAGCAAGUUCAAACAGGCAUCGUGUCGUUCAUGUUACUACAAGCACUGUGGUUGUCUUUCAUGUGUUGGACACUAACUUCUCCUCGAGCUCAGGCGUUUUCCUGGCACUCCUCUCAGUUAUUGUUUGUGCUUUUUCAAAAAUAACUUGUCAUAAUGAGGAAAUUAACCACCGUGGAACCUUUCGGAGGGAAGGAGGCGGAGGGAGUAAUGUGAUAUUUGCAUCUGUGGCGUCUGGGGCAUGAUGUUAGUUAGCUGGUUGAACUAACGUGCUGCAACUUGUUAGACGACCUGAGGCAUUUAUUCUUUUGUCGUGUGUAUGGAAAGCACUCGAUAUCGGAGGCGAGUCAGCCAAGGCUGAGUUCCAAACCGUGUUGUAGUUACGUUGUAGUGUACGAGACUGCUGUAGGCAGUGUACUAUUUUGACAUACUAAUAAUACAAUAAUAUCCAUUCUUGGACAAAGAACAAGACUUCAGAAAGCACUUCUAUAGCGAUGUAGAGAAAUGACUCCUCAACCAAACAACAGAAUGUGUGAGCCCAGUCCUCCUGCGAUACAACCCCAUGCUAGUGGUAACGUGACCAUGGUGGGCAUCGGAAUCAAGUUGGAGGAAGCACCUGGAGACGGAGGCGGAGUCAGGGAGUCUUCGCCUUCAUGCCAACGGUCAUUACGGCUGAUAGCCGAACGAGGUGACCCUGAGAAGUUGAGCAUUCGCAGCACACAGUCCCCUUUGGCAAGUUCACCAAGCAAAGAGCAAGCACACACACUUAGUCCCAGCAGUCAUGAUGUGCUGAACAGGACCAGCAGCAGGCCCGAAGCCCAGCCGAAUGUCAGCGAGGUUUGGCAUCAACAGCAAUACGCCCAUCACCAUCUUCUGGCUUCCUUCCAGUUUGUGAGCGUGCUGCCCACAAUUGAGAAAAUCCUGAAUGCAGACUGGAGAGAGAAGAUCUUGGGAAAGGGAUUCCAAGGCACUGCCAACGUAAAAGGCACUCCAGAAAGCCUGGCUGAGAAGGAGCUUCAGCUGUUGCUGAUGAUUAACCAGUUGUCUGGGCUGAGGGAGCAGUUGCUGGGAGCACACUCGGAGCAGAGGAACAUGGCCGCCCUGCUCCUGGAGAAACAGCAGCAGCAGAUGGAGCUGGCCCGGCAGCAGCAGGAACAGAUUGCUAAACAGCAGCAGCAGCUGAUCCAACAGCAGCACAAGAUCAACCUCCUGCAGCAGCAGAUCCAGCAGGUGAAUCUUCCCUAUGUGAUGAUCCCUGCUUUCCACCCGAAUACACAGCCACUGUCCGUGUCCUCCGAUACGCAGAUGGGGCUCCCGCUUCAGCCCAUUCCCUGCAAGCCAGUGGAAUAUCCCAUGCAGCUUCUCCCAAACCAUCACUCCACCCCUAUCGAAAGAUCCAGUGGUACAGUCUUUCGACAGGAAAGCAGUCAGCCAUUGAACCUCACAUCCAAACCCAAGAGCCCCCAGAGUCUGGAUCUUCCCUCUUCCCACCUUCAGUCCACCUACAGGGCUAGAGAUCUACAGCACAGCUCCCCUCGACCUGCUCUUAGCCUGGGCUUUUUGGGAGAGGGGGAUAUUGUGAGCCAAACCAUCCACGAAGCCCAGCAGCUGUUGCGAGGAGGCCAAGGUCCAGCGAGCCGAGAGAGGGACGGCAGCACAAGGCUGAGCGAUUAUAAGGAAGCGUCCCGAGCUGACCGCAUACUCCGUGCCGACCGUGCGGAGGACGGACAGUCCGUACGGACGAACGACGAGCAUCUCAGCAGCGACUCCGAAGGACAGAUGAUCUCUGGAGUCGGGGGCUACAGUGACAGCCGGAGCACCUCUUCCGGUCACAUCAAGAGACCCAUGAACGCCUUCAUGGUGUGGGCUAAGGACGAACGCCGGCGCAUCCUACAAGCCUUUCCUGAUAUGCAUAACUCAAGCAUCAGCAAGAUCCUAGGCUCACGCUGGAAGUCCAUGUCGAACCAGGAGAAGCAGCCGUACUAUGAGGAGCAGGCCAGGCUGAGCAGGCAGCACCUGGAGCGCUACCCCGACUACAAGUACAAACCCCGGCCGAAGCGCACAUGCAUUGUGGAAGGCAGGCGGCUGCGUGUGGGCGAGUACAAAGCCAUGAUGAAGAGCCGCAGGCAGGAGCAGCGCACCUCGUACCCACCCAGUCAAUCAGAUCAGCAGCUGCACUACUCCACAGCCGAUUCUCCGUACUCCACCAAACCCAUGUCCAUGACCCUGCCUCUGCACCCUUCCCUUCUGGAGCACUACCUCCCUCGUUCCCUCGAGCCACCCCAAGCGCCACGUGGCCCAGAGGAGCCGGACGGGCCACGUUCCAAACCACCGUACAGCGAGGGAGAAGAGAGUGACGCGGGAGAGCGCAGCGAGGGCGAGCUAGUGGUCCUCACCGACUGACAGACGGGUGGGACGAGAGUGCAGGGUGCUGUGAGGUGAAAUGUUCAGGUUUCUGGGUUGACGUGCUUUCACGUGUCGAGGGCUCACAGUUCACCCUGAAGUGAAUCUUUGCUUUUCCUAGACGACUUUACGCCAGUCUUGAUGACAAUGUUAAGGGACGGCUUAUUAAAAAAUGCUAGUUAUUUACAAUAAACAAUAAUAGAUUAUUAUUAGUAUUUGAUGGUCCUUCAGUGCUGCUGUCGGUCAAAGUACUGCACUUUUUUUUUUCCUUCAGAGAAAAGGACUUUAAAAUGCAGAUGAUGUCACAGGAAGAACUGCGCGUAUGAGCAGCAGAUAAACUCUGGGAAAUCAGGCUUAACAGUUGUAGUUUAGGUUAAAUUAAAUAACGCUACCAGACUAAGAGAGCUAACAUUAAUGGAAACAUACGCGAAAUGAAAAUAAUUUUUGGGCCAAAUGAUUCCUUUAAUUCAUGCUGAAAUCAAUCAGUAGGUUUACAUUAUUUGUGAACUAAUCAAUUUAAACCUGCAUAAUUGGCCUCAAACGUAAAUUUGUUAAAGGUUUGCACUGGAGCUACAAGGAUAAAAUCUUGGAGACCAAACAUGACGUUUUAUAAGCAGUCCCUCCAGGAUUUUGGCGUUUCGCUCUCGCAGAAACGAACGCAAAAUCAAGCAAACUCUGCAAUAUUCAGAGGAGCUCGCGAUUUUUCGAAUUCACCGCAAAUUUUCGGCAAGAUGCAUCAUGUGAUGCGUGUUGUGAGGACAAUCAUGUGCGUCGAACAUGAGUACAGCUAAAAGGUCUCAUUUACCAACAAACAUCACUGCAAUAGUGAAUUUCAUGCAGUUGUGAUUUUGCCAAUUCAAGUAAUUUUCCAUAUAAAAAAAAAAAAGCACAAAAAAUACUGCAAGUUGUGUUGCAAAAUUUGGGUGGGGGGUAGAGGGGAGGAGCAGCAAAAGCACGCAUUGUUGCCAACAACAAUCAGAAAAAUAAAAACUCGGCGAAAUCCUGUAUGGACUGAUUAACUUUCCUUUUUGGCCCAUCAAUUUCUGUAUUGAAUGAGGAGCAGUGUGUUGGGGUGUCAAACUCACGGCCCGUGACCUGGGUCCAGCCCGAUAAGGGCUCUAAUCCAGACCACCAAAUGUAUUUAGAAUCUGUUUUCGAUAUUAAAAAUCAAUUAAUCGGCCAUAAUCAAAUUGAGCAAAUUGAAUAUUUAAAAAAUCCACUAGGGGCAAAAUGGAGCACCAAUCUCGGGGGGGGGGGGGGGGGGGGGGGGAACUUAUACAUUUACCACAUUUAUUUCAUUAUUAUUGUACCUUUUUAACAUAAAUGCAGAUUUUUGUGUUAUUGUUUUACUAAGCUGAUUCCCACAUGACGUUGGCCUGUACGUAAUCAAAAAUCUGUUCGACCCAGCUGAUAUAGAACGUCUUUUAAUCGUAAUCAGUUUGUGCGAUCAGCAGUACUGAUAUUAAGCAUUUCAAAUGUGCAUGUGAUGCCACUAAAAUACUGAUACAAUUAAGGCUACUGACAAGUACGUCCUAUAAGCUGCCAAAACACACAUCGAACUGGUAGAACAGAACCGGUUUCUGAAUAUACGCCUACUAAUACCCAUAUCAGAAAAGUUCUUUUAAUAACACAAAUAACGCAACAGUAGAAAAUUGCCUUCCCUCGAUCACUUAUUGAUCAGUUUCAUUAAUCACUUAAUAAGGAAGAUGAAAAAACUAUAGUGCUGGCAAAGAGAUGGUGUACUAGGUUGUUUUUUUUUUGUUGCCGUUUUUUUUAGCUCCCCACACCAAGCUGGAUUUUUUUUUUCUACGAGUGAACACUGAAAUCCAUUGAUGUACUCUUUUUUUUUUUUUUUUUUUUUUUUUUUUUUAAAUUAUUUUAUUUUAUUU